Molecule: messenger RNA, 593 nt
Organism: Symphalangus syndactylus (siamang)
Lineage: Eukaryota; Metazoa; Chordata; Mammalia; Primates; Hylobatidae
Product: helicase ARIP4-like
Source: RefSeq, a predicted model, not a curated record
UUGUUAUCAUUUUACACAUUGGGGGACUGCCUUGUCAUGGGUAGACAUUUCAAAUAAUUUUUUUCUUUGUGCCUGGAAAAGGUUGACUGGGAGAUGUUGUUUAGACAUCAAACUAUCAGAAUUUUGGGGACCACAGGUUCCCAGGUACCUUCUUGCCAGUCCACAAGCAACGUCAGACACAGUGCCUCAUCACCCAAAGACCCCACCCUGCAGGGCUGCCCAGGCCUAUCUCUCCUGACAGCCUGGAGAUCAUCAGUGAGCUUCAGUCAGCAGCGGACAGAUGUGGCUGCUGCCUGGAAAUGCCGUCAGAGCUCCCCAGGACGCCCCUGAGGCCUGGGACCUGUGCCUGGCUUUGAGGAGCAUCUGUGGCUUGGCUGCUGCUGGGGUGAUCAUGGGCUUCCCUCCUCUCAGCAGGGCCAGAGUUCCUGCCCCAGAGACUGAACAACUGGCUGUUUCUGUGACAUCUUUAUUUUUACUUGUAUUUCAUGUCACUUUUUUGAAAAAAAGCAAGCUGAACAAUUGUUAAGUCAGUAUAGCUGCCUGUCAGUUUUCCUUAUUUCUCUUUUUGUAAAAUAAAAUUAAAACUCCAGAAA